AUGACCAAAUUUGCUAUCUUCUUGCUGUUUCUUCUCCACUGUUUCCUCUUCAUUUCAGGAAUGGCUAAACAAGACUCCAUCUCUCAAAGCGCAAGGAUACAAAAUGCAAAGCAGGUGGUGAAAGCUUCAUUUUCAGCAGCUAUACGCACAGCCCAGGCCGCAAACUCCUUCGCCUCGAAAACAAGUCCGGCUGACCUAGGCGUCAAAGACUGUAUUGAACAAGUCAGUUCUGCGGUGGAUGAAUUCAACGACUCAAUCAAAGAGCUAGGUUUCUUGGGCGGCAGUGAUCAGCAAUGCAACGAUGAUUGCCAUUUAUCUAAUAUUCAAACGUAUGUAAGCACUGCUCUCACUGAUAGCUCGGAUUGUACAGAUGGAUUGGAUGAUGAGCUGAAGAAGCACAAAAGCAGUACAUUGGUGACGAUUAGGGCAAAGUAUGGUGGUUUGGAAAAUGCAGUAAAGAAUUCUUUAAGUCUGUUCUGCCAACAGUUUGGCAAAUGUAAAUGA
Molecule: messenger RNA, 504 nt
Organism: Manihot esculenta (cassava)
Lineage: Eukaryota; Viridiplantae; Streptophyta; Magnoliopsida; Malpighiales; Euphorbiaceae
Product: pectinesterase inhibitor 9
Exons: 1
Coding region: 1-504 (167 amino acids)
Biological process (GO): negative regulation of catalytic activity
Molecular function (GO): enzyme inhibitor activity
Source: RefSeq, a predicted model, not a curated record